This is a messenger RNA of Rhagoletis zephyria (snowberry fruit fly), 2244 nucleotides long. RefSeq names its product ankyrin repeat domain-containing protein 13C. Gene Ontology annotation, molecular function: signaling receptor binding. NCBI's taxonomy places the organism in Eukaryota, Metazoa, Arthropoda, Insecta, Diptera, Tephritidae. The record is from RefSeq and is a predicted model, not a curated record. Gene Ontology annotation, cellular component: cytoplasm. Gene Ontology annotation, biological process: protein retention in ER lumen.
UGUUUUUCCAACAUCCCUACUUCAAAAGCGAAGUAGAGCAAAAAACGGAAAUGUCAUUUUGUGAAAAUUCAAUAAGCUUUAUAAAAACGGAGAAGGACUCUUCAUAAUCGAAGGAACUAUAGGCGUCUUUAAUAUAGACUGUGAGCGGUAAGCAUUUAUGUGUCUAUAAUUAGCAAUGUCGAAGGAAAAAGAAGAAAAUCAAGAAAACAAGCAUGUCGAAAAAAGCGCAGGUAGCAGCAGUAGUGAAAAAAAUGGAUUGAGUCCCAACAACGAUGGUAAGACAAAUAUGGCCAAUAACUGUGUUGAUCGAGGAGGGGGAUCAAAUAAAUUCCAAAACUGCGCAGUUAAUGAAUCUCCCCCCUUAUCUUCACCCGCGCUUUCGCUCACACCGACGCCCACAUCGUCCCCCAUUGCUGACAAUUGGCGUGAGAACGAAAAGUAUCCGCUACAUAAAACUGUUUUUCAAGGUGAUUUCAAAAGAUUGGCACGACUUCUUCAACGACCUCCAGCCGGUUGGCAGCCUCAAGAGGAAAUCAGCUGCAAGGAUAAACACGGUAACACACCCUUGCAUCUGGCUGUAAUGCUCGGAAGAAAGGAGUGCAUUCAUUUACUGCUGGCUCACGGCGCGCCUGUUAAAGUAAAAAACAAUGAUGGUUGGUCUCCAUUAGCAGAAGCGAUCAGCUAUGGCGACCGGCAGACCAUUUCGGCGGUUUUGCGCAAGCUUAAGCAGCAAUCUCGUCAGCAUAUGGAGGCUCGGCGCGCUAAACUAGUUCGUGCUCUUCAGCAAAUGAAAGAUUUUUACAUGGAAUUGAAAUGGGAUUUUGCUUCGUGGGUGCCACUAGUAUCCCGAAUGUUGCCGUCCGAUAUCUGCCGUAUUCACAAAUCGGGGGCGUUAUUACGCCUUGAUACUACAUUAGUGGACUUCAAUGAUAUGCGCUGGGAAAGGGGCGAUAUUUCUUUCAUAUUUCGAGGCGACCGCGCACCGCAUGAAUCAUUAACGGUAUUAGACAAUGAAUAUGAAUGUUAUCAGCACGUUCGAUAUGAAGAUGCAGAUAUUGAAGACGAGGUAGACGUACUAAUGUCUACAGAUAUUUUAGCAGCCCAAAUGUCCACAAAAAGUAUACAAUUUGCUCGCGCCCAAAGUGGUUGGAUUUUCCGCGAAGACCGAAAAGAAUUGGUUAGUGGGCAAUAUCAAUGUGAUCUAUAUUCAAUACAAGGUCUUGUCCUCAAGCAACGAAAGAGGCGUGAGCAUCUUUCACACGAGGACCUUCAAAAGAAUAGAGCCAUUGUAGAAUCUAUAACGCGUGGUGGUCGUCGAGCUAGCGUAACCAGCGCAAAUGGGGGAGGUUCCAGUGGCGAUUCAGCGAAUGGAUCCGCCACAGAAAUGCCACGUAGAAGCUCUUUGCAACCACCGCCACCACCCACAGCGUCAUGGGAGGAGUAUAUUAAUGCACCAGCCGGUAAAUGCCCACAGUUAGGACGUCUGCCAGUACACAAACAAUCAAACAAGACCAUCCGUGCCACGGUAGCUAUGAGUACAGAUUUCCCGCUGAGCGUCGAAAUGCUGCUAAACGUGUUGGAAGUAAUAGCACCCUUCAAGCACAUCAAUAAAUUGCGUGAGUUUGUUACAUUAAAACUCCCCAGUGGGUUUCCCGUUAAAGUAGAAAUACCGGUACUGCAUACAGUGACGGCAAAAAUAACUUUUCAAAAGUUUGAAUUUCGUGACAACAUACCCGAAACCCUUUUCGUUGUACCAUCCCAUUACGUUGAAGACGCACGUCGAUUUCCAGACUUAUGACCUGCUCCGCCCCAACAACAACAUCCUACAGACAACGUCGAUAUGAACCGCAAUGCUACUAGCGAUAGCUCAACGGCUGCUCCCACGAGCACCAAGCCGAAGUUGCAUACCAGUUUCGACGAUAUAGACUAGUGUAUGCAUGCGACCAAUGUUUGUCACAAUGGACGUGUUUUUGUUUAUUAUCACAAAUGUACGUAUGUGUUUUGAUGUAAUUUGCUGAUGCUUUCCUAUUUAUGAAGCAACUGUAACGUAAUCCCAAAAAUAAUGAUCUGUGUGAGUGGCAUGUCAAUUACUUAUUAAAACUUUUUUAUUUAUUUAUUUGUUUUGUACAUAAAUAGGUGCAAAUACUACCCAAUUAUUGGCAUCGUUAGGUAAAGUAAAAUGUUUCUAAUAAAUGAAAAGAUUUGUCGGCUGUGGCUCAAUAUACAUAUUCAAUUUGUUAGUAA